Messenger RNA from Patiria miniata (bat star), 4138 nucleotides. Its product is annotated as Krueppel-like factor 5. Gene Ontology annotation, biological process: regulation of transcription by RNA polymerase II. The record is from RefSeq and is a predicted model, not a curated record. The coding region runs from base 356 to 1543 and encodes 395 amino acids. The transcript is spliced from 3 exons. NCBI's taxonomy places the organism in Eukaryota, Metazoa, Echinodermata, Asteroidea, Valvatida, Asterinidae. Gene Ontology annotation, molecular function: RNA polymerase II cis-regulatory region sequence-specific DNA binding; DNA-binding transcription factor activity, RNA polymerase II-specific.
GAGGUCAACACAUGUCAGGUGGCAAUUGUAGUCCGCCCACGUGGAAUAAUGCAUAUGUACACACACGCAUGCGAGUCUGUGCACAAGUUGGACGUGAUGAGAGUACAAAUUUGGCGGAGAAUUUGCAAGCGAAUAUAAACACCACCGAACUGGAAUUUAAGUGGCAGACAGCUUUUGUGUCACAACUAGACCGGGAACCAAUCAAACUUGGCUCUCCAAGCAAACUUGACCAACAGUACAAAACAUUCCGAUAUUUCACAAUAGCUGCCCGGUCGGCUGAGGUUGAAGUAAUUUAGUGUCCGUAGCUAUAGCUGCAGAGUUUUGCGAGAAAUCCGAAGUUUGUCUUGUUGAGAGAAUGGCCACGGCGGCUGUGGAGCUGAUGCAGGAUGACGAUCCAUCGUCGGUGUUCGGAAGCGAUGGGCUGCUCAGUGAGUUCUUGGUCAAGAACGAGUCGGACUUUCUGAUGGCACCCAACGCGAUGGAGAAUUGGCAAGAGGGAGAGCUUGACAGAUAUCUUUCGAGAGAUGAGACAGCAAGCCCAGGGACAAUCCUUGCCAACAAGCUGAGGCGAGAGAGCGCCUCUCUCAUGGACGAUUACUUUGAUGAGUCCGACCCCAGAUUCUCCUUCAACAUCAGUGGCAACUUCAACGUGGUCUUCCCCCAAACACAUCACUACCAGUGUGCGAAGCCCGAGCCUUACCUUCAGAACAUGCCUGCGUGCAGUAUGAACAGCAACACCAAUGCUUGUAGCAUGAGGCAACAGGACAGUUUGUGCCACAAUAUGCCCCCCUCACCCAUGGAGGACAUGAACAAUAACUUUCCCAUCACCAUCAACGGGGUCUCCAUCAAGACCGAACCACAGGACACUUACCCAUCACACUGCAAACUCAUGUCCCCCAACAUGCACAUCAAGUCUGAACCGAUGUCACAGCAUCAUCAGUACACGCCCACCAACAUGACAACUGACUGUAUACCAACGUUUCCAACAGGGCUGGAUUUCCCACAAAUAGCAGCUCCCCAGACCCAGUACCACCAACAACCUUAUACAAACUCUGUCUUUGGGAUGCCCCCUACACCGCCUCAUUCCCAGCCUGGGUCGCCGGCUGAUCUUCCCCUUGAGUUCACCAAUCAUCCGCUGCGGCCACCUCCCCCACCGUACACCAUUGCAGUUAUGAACAAACAGGACAAGAAGCCUAUCAAUGUGCAAAGGUACAACAGAAAGAACAACCCGGAACUUGAAAAGAGGAGAAUUCAUCACUGCAACUACCCAGGCUGUAUCAAAGUGUACACCAAAUCUUCCCAUCUCAAGGCGCACCAGCGCAUCCACACUGGAGAGAAGCCAUACUUCUGCUCCUGGAAUGGCUGCCAGUGGAGGUUUGCCCGCUCCGAUGAACUGACGCGCCACUACCGCAAGCACACCGGGGCCAAACCCUUCAAGUGUAAGAUCUGCGAGCGUUGCUUCUCUCGCUCAGACCACCUGUCUCUGCAUAUGAAGCGUCACCAGGAGAAAUGCAACAGUAAGGCCCAAGCAUCGACAGAGUAGACCAUGGUCCCGUAUUGUCCUCCAUCAUUGUUGAAAUCCUCUGAAUUAAUUUUGUUCAGUAUUUUUGAAUUUAUACUUUUCUGGCAUUGGCGUUAAAAUGUUUUUCAGAAAUUGAUUGUGUAAAAGUGCAUUAACAGUCACAAAUUGUUGACAACCAUCCAACAAGUGAUCACUGGAAUAUUAUUGAGACUUUGUUCUUAUAAACCAGUCCCAUGGUUAAUUAUGUACUGAAAGAAAAUCUGAUUCUGUUUGCUGCUGUAUAAAGAUGUUGAUGUGUGAACCAUUGGGGAAUAAGUUAAAUUAAAGUGUGUGACAUUUGAGUGAAAAAAAUGUACAUAAUUCAUUAAAAGCACCAGGCAGAAAUGCUGCAUUUUAAAAUACCAAUUUAAGACACUUUAAAGAAAGCUGAAAAAUGUUAACAAAUUUGUACACUAAAAGACAUGCAGCAAAAUGUACCAAAGGGCACCAAAUUGCAUUUUGUGAAAGAGUAUUGUAAGUAAAACUGUAAAUAUACUGUACAAAGACUCACAGAGCAACUCGUAAAUUACUAGAAUGACAAUCAGAAAUUGUGAAAUUGAAAACAAAUUUCAAUCACACUGAUCUCUGGGCAUUGCUGUUUCUAACAUUCCACUAUUUGGUCAAAAUAAGAAGUUAGAGAUGGUAACUCAUUUUUCAUUUAAAUUUUGCCAUUUCAAUUUAUGCACUUGAAAUUCAUAGAACAUGAAUGAAGCUGGGUAUUAAGAUAAUAAGAAGGAUGUUAUCCAUCUUCAAACACGAACACCAAUCAUUGUAAAUACAAAGACAAAGUCUAUCAGUCUAAUCAUGAUGACUUCCUGAGAUAAGAAGAUAUAAGGACAAUACGUAAUGCUAAUCAUUAAACGUCAAAUGCAUCUAAACUACUCUAUCAUUGGACUUCAGUCACCAGGAUAAAUGGAUUUUUUUAUGUCUGUCAAAUUCAAUGUGUUAAUGCCAGUUGGUGGGUUUUGUCAAUCAGGACUAUAGUACAAUAACCUUUCACCAAUAAAUCCACCUCUUGUCUGUGCCUGCACAAUGGCGUCUUUCAAUGCCAAUAGAAAAGGGGCAGUCUUGCAUGCAUUUGUUUACUGACAGGCUCAGUAUUGGGCAAUAUGUUGUACUUGUAUGCCUCCCAUAGGCAUACAGAUAAUGUUCCUGUCGUUAAGGACUUCCAGAAUAUGAAUUGUUUUUGGUAAAACAAAUUUUAAUCAUUGGACUUCCAGCAAAUGUAUCUUUUGGGCAGCUUUCUGUUUGUUACUUUGGUGUUAACUUUUGCAUGACAACUGCACAAGUAGACAGGCUGAAGGAAUUGCUUGGACUCUAACUUUUGUUCAAGUGAAUCAUCACCUAACUACUUGAUGUUGGACUUUUCUUGGGAUUGGGACACUUGACUUCCAUGUGUUGCCAUGGGAAAAUCGGAUUCUAAUCUUCUUGUAAAUGCAGUACUGCUGUGCAAUUCUAUAAAUAUUUAUAAUGACCUCUGCUCUUAGUCGCUGGAGUAGUAACAAAAAACAAACAAGUAUGCCUCUGACAGCGACCUGAUGAAGGUUACUUCCGAUUUAUACUUGUGCUUAAUUGUAUCAGUAAUCUCAUAGGCUCUUCUUUAGAUAGUGUUUGUGAUUAAUAUAAUCUGAGAAAUGACAACUGAUAUCUUUGAUAUCAUGUACUGAUUAAUUCUGUAAUGAUAUUUAUAAUUAUAGUCUUUCUUUAAAAUGCACACUGUGUCUUGAACUGAUUUGUCAUUGACAAGGGUAUUGUCUUUCUUAAUGCUGGGUGCCAGAUACUUCUUGUUCAAACUUUUCCAUGCUCUUUCAAAUUUAUUCUCACAUUUGCUGAAAGUUUUUUUUUUUUUCCUUCUGUGACAUGAAUGGACAAUUGAUAACAUUCAAGUUAUUGUCAUGCCUUGAAUCGAGAGCUAUUUAAUAUUAAAACAAGCACAUCACAAACAGACCUUUUCAUAACAUGAUGUGAUUUGACAUAAAUGUGAAUUAUGAAGGUCAAAUUCAAUCCGAGAAAUAAAACACAAUUUUAAUCUUUUUGGUGAAUCAUUAUGUCUUGGAAAGACGAUUAACAAGAUGGCAAAACCACAGAAUGAAAUACCUGCUUGAAGUAAAAGUUAAUUAUGCAAGACGGUCCCUUACUUAGGAUAAUUUGAAGUAAUGAUUGAGAUGUUAUUGUUUGCAUCAAGAUCUUAGAAGGAAAAGACUUGUUUCAAAGCAUACAUCAAGAUUACAAUUUCUUGGAGUUGAAACCAUUUUUCAAUGUUUCAAAAAUUGUUGUGAUCUUUUGUACAUUUUAAGUGUAUAUUUUUGUAAAAGUAUUUUUGCUGUCUUUUGUAUACUUUUUCAACAGAUAGACCAGCUUCCCCUUUUAUACGGGACGUGUAAAUUGUAAUAUACUAAUUUAAUGUAAAUAAACAUAUAUUUUUACCAUCAUUUUAAGUACUCAUAAUGUCCAAAACUCUUAACUUUUUACAUUUCUGAAAAAACUAAUCACACACUAUAUAAUUUUCUUUAAUGAAGAUGAAACCCGCCAAAAUGUGUACAAUAAACUUGUGACAACUCAAAAAUGUAAAUUAAA